AAAACUUGGCACACAGAUUGUCAAGUUCCUAAACGUGACAUCACCAAAACUUGGCACACAGAUUGUCAAGUUACUAAACGUGACAUCACCAAAACUUGGCACACAGAUUGUCAAGUUCCUAAACGUGACAUCACCAAAACUUGUCACACAGAUUGUCAAGUUUCUAUCACAACGUGACAUCACCAAAACUUGGCACACAGAUUGUUCCUAUCACAACGUGACAUCACCAAAACUUGGCACACAGAUUGUUCCUAUCACAACGUGACAUCACCAAAACUUGGCACACAGAUUGUCAAGUUCCUAAACGUGACAUCACCAAAACUUGGCACACAGAUUGUCAAGUUACUAUCACAACGUGACGUCACCAAAACUUGGCAGCAGUCUGAGACCAGAGAGGUGACAUGCGGUGGAUUAUUUCCAGCCCCACCCCCACGGACUAUGACGUCAUGUUCGUCCUGCCCAUCCUGUGUUCACUCCUGACCGGUGUAGUGGGCUACAACGGGGGAAUCCCCAUAGGCGCCAUCUUUGACACGAAGGACACCGACUCCCAGCGUGCCUUUGAGAAGGCCUUGACCCAGCAUAGGAACAGCUCGAGCAGACCUUUCAAGGUCAACCUCCGUAUGGAGAAGGUCGACACGACGAGCAACUUCCAAGUCGCCAGUGCAAUGUGUCUCCUGAUGUCCCAAGGUGUGUUUGCUAUUGUGGGCCAGAAGUCCAUGGAGUCUGCUGACAUCGUCAAGGCUCUCUCCGCCACCUUCCACAUGCCCUUCAUCAGCACCACGCUCUCUAGUUCCUCUAUCAGGGGCGACCCCUCCCCCUACGAGUUCCACCUGCGGCCCGACACGACGCGCGCCAUCAUUGACCUCAUCGCCUACCUGGGCUGGCGUCACGUCAACUUCCUGUUUGACUCGGAUGAAGGUCUCCAGCGACUCCACAACAUGUACCGGCUGAGAAACGCGGACCUCCACUACUACUCCAUGGUCCGGCUCAAAGACCUGACGGACGUACACGACGAGCUGAAGAUGAUUGACAAGAUGGACAGCUCCAGCGAGUUCAAGGGCAUCGUCCUUGACCUCUCAUCGGAAGAAGCUUAUAAAACUGUCUUAAGACAGAUUCCUGAGGUCGGCAUGAACAAGGCGGGAUACAACUAUCUCUUGGCCACUCUGGACUUUAACUCCAUGGAGCUGUCACGGUUCCGGCAUGGGGGAGUCAACGUCACCGGCUUCCAGCUGUUGGACCCGCUCUCUCAGCUCUACAUCAGUCAGGUGCCGGCUGCCCUGGCAGUGGACGGGUUCCAGGUGGUAGAGAGUGCCAUCGCCGGUAUGCUGGAGACCGACAGCGACGUGUUCCGGUGGAGCUUCAGGCGGGGCGAGCUCUACAACCUCAACAAGACCAGGGGCGUGCCCUGCACCACCAGGCCCCCCCUGCCCUGGAUGUUCGGCCCUAGGCUCGUCUCCAUGAUCAAAAAGCGGUCCCCCAGCGGCUUCACGGGUAGCUUGACCUUUGACCAGGAGGGUUACAGGGACAACUAUAAGCUGGACGUGUUCCUCUCCAACGAGGAGAGGGGCUUACACAAGAUAGGGACGUGGUCACCUGAAGCCCAGUUUGUGCGAGAAUCUGACCCGAGUAAAUCCCAGAGCCAAGAAACCAACGACAACUUUAAACACAUCAAUGGCACCUACAUCAUCACAUCUAUAGAGAUUGAGCCGUUUCUAAAGAUCAAAGAAAAAUCUGGAUCCUCCAUAGAGUAUGAAGGCUUCUCGGCCGACCUGGCUCGCGAACUGGCCAAGGAGGUGGGGUUCAACUACAAGUUUAAGAUCGUGUCAGAUGGGGCGUACGGUAGACUCGAGCACAGCAAUAACACGUGGAAUGGCAUGAUAGGCGAGCUCAUCUACGGGGUAGCUGACCUUGCCAUCGCCCCACUGACCAUCACAGCCGAGAGAGAACGCUACGUGGAUUUCUCCAAGCAUUUCAUGGAGAUCGGCGUCACCAUCAUGAUCAAGAAACCUCAGAGUCAGCGGCCUGGCGUCUUCUCCUUCAUGGAGCCACUGUCUAUAGAGGUGUGGCUGUGCAUCAUCAUCGCCUACCUGACGGUCAGCAUCGGCCUGUUCCUGGUGUCCAGGUUUAGUCCAGUGGAGUGGAAGAAGGUCAAGGAUGGUCAGCAUGUCGACUGGUCCAAGGUCCGCAAGGAAUCCGACGGCGUCUACCACAACGACUUUUCUCUCUUCAACUCAUUUUGGUUCUCCAUGGGGGCGCUCAUGUUCCAGGGGAGCGACAGCUGCCCCAGGUCAAUCUCUGGACGUAUUAUCGGCGGGGCCUGGUGGUUUUUUGUCCUGAUCCUCAUCUCCUCCUACACGGCCAACCUGGCAGCUUUCUUGACCAUCGAGAGGAUGGUUAGCCCCAUCGAGUCAGUCGAUGACCUCGUCAACCAUCCAACCAUCAAAUAUGGCGCCGUGGCUUCCGGUGCUACGCUGCAAUUUUUUGCUAACUCUGAUGUCCCUGUCUACAAACAGAUGGGAAAUUACAUGCAGGCUCACCCUGAGGUUCUCGUACAGACCUCACACGAGGGGGUCAAGCGCGUGUCUGACUCCAAAAAUAAGUACGCCUUUCUGGCUGAGUCAUCUCUAGUUGAGUACUACAAUGAGCGGAAGCCUUGCGACACUGUCAGCGUUGGUGGCAAACUCAACAACCUCGGCUUCGGUGUAGCCACGCCCAGAAACUCUCCUCUAAGAGAUCCCAUUAAUGUUGCUGUUCUCAAAUUGAAGGAGACAGGAGCUCUGUACACUCUGCACCAGAAGUGGUGGGUGGAGAAAGGUCAAUGUGGCGGCCUUCACCAGAGCAAGAAAGGCAAGGUGUCGCUGACCUUGAGCAAUGUUGCUGGAAUCUUCUACAUCCUGAUAGUCGGCCUAGUGAUCGCUAUCUCACUGGGCGUCUUUGAAUUUUUGUGUUUUAGGAACAAGAAUAAGAACGAACCAAAUCCUCCAAACGACGGCUACCUCAGGGGCACAAACACACUGACCACAUUGUGUGCCACGCCAAACGACAGGGAAGACUCGAUGUUGCCAUAUGAAUCCCGGAGACAGACCCCGGAACCAUCAAGCCAUUCCGGAUCUGAUAAAUUCCUUGACCCUUGUCCUCAUAGACAGGUGCCCGAGCCCCCCUACAUUGGAUUUGAAAAGUUCAUGGUGGAUACAGCGCUUAAAACAGAGCACGACACGUUUUGACGCAUGACAAAUCUCAUAUCUGAUAACCAAUUGUCAGCUCCUAUUAUAUGCAAAGAAUCUAUUUUUCUAUAAGCCCAUGUCUUCAUAAGAUUUCAUUUCAUCAAACAAAAAAUUAAGGGUCUUUUAAUGUCUUUUCAUUUUGUUCAAGACAUUCUCAGGUGAUGACAGGUGUGUGUGUCAUGGUGUCAGGUGAUGACAGGUGUGUCAUGGUGUCAGGCAAUGACGUGUGUGUCAGGUGAUGACAGGUGUGUGUGUCAUGGUGUCAGGUGAUGACAGGUGUGGGUGUCAUGGUGUCAGGUGAUGACAGGUGUGUCAUGGUGUCAGGUGAUGACAGGUGUGUCAUGGUGUCAGGUGAUGACGUGUGUCAGGUGAUGACAGGUGUGUGUGUCAUGGUGUCAGGUGAUGACAGGUGUGGGUGUCAUGGUGUCAGGUGAUGACAGGUGUGUCAUGGUGUAAGGUGAUGACAGGUGUGUCAUGGUGUCAGGUGAUGACGUGUGUCAGGUGAUGACAGGUGUGUGUGUCAUGGUGUCAGGUGAUGACAGGUGUGUCAUGGUGAUGACAGGUGGGUGUGUCAUGGUGUCAGGUGAUUACGUGUGUGUCAGGUGAUGACAGGUGUGGGUGUCAUGGUGUCAGGUGAUGACAGGUGUUGGUGUCGUGUCGGCAGGUAAUGACAUGUGUGGUUGAUGUUGUAAUGUACGUGGCAGAAAGAGUUGAACCAAAUUGUGAUGUGUUAUAUUCAUUCUAUUUUGUAUUAGUGCCACUGUCUGAAUUCUUUGACUUGUCGAUAUGCCAUGUGACCCAGAAAUGUCAAGAUUUUAUUGACAUUUAAUGUCAAGUCAUUAACUUUUGAUCAAGCUAUGUAUGCAAUUAUGUGCGUUAAAUUAUUAAUAUGCUCAUUAUGAUAUUGUGAUGAAAUGUCAUGACCUUGACCUAUAUCAUGUUGACCUUGUGAUGUCUUAUACAACAACGUGAGUAUAUGAAAACGUGACCACGUGACAGCGUGGCCAGACAACAAACGUGACAAAUCGCCAUCACAAGGUAGAGACUACACGUUGACCCAUGGACCUUUACAAUGUGUGACAGACGAACGACAAAUUGUGUACUGUACACACAACGUGUGGUGUACACACAAUGUGUGGUGUACACACAAUGUGUGGUGUACACACAAUGUGUGGUGUACACACAAUGUGUGGUGUACACACAACGUGUACUGUAUACACAAUGUGUGGUGUACACAAAUUGUGUGGUGUACACAAAUUGUGUGGUGUACACAAAUUGUGUGGUGUGCUACUUUGUACAUCAUUUUGUUUAGUGUGGUGGCACGGGACGACUCGUGGUUUACCGAUAAAAUCUUUGUUAGUUCACACACGAAAUAUUUUGUCCCCUGUUCACCACCUACCCUCACCCUCCACCUCAUAUUUGUACGUCCUGCCUACUCAAAGACAGCUCUUCAUCCAAGGUCAACUCAAGGUCAACCCAAGAUCAACUGAAACCUGGUUUUUGUACAUUUUUUGACUCAAUGAACACAUGAAACGUUAAUGAUUUUUGUACUGUUAUAAAAUGUAAAUUUAUUUUAUUGUUUGUGGUUCUUAUCAACA
Molecule: messenger RNA, 4822 nt
Organism: Physella acuta
Lineage: Eukaryota; Metazoa; Mollusca; Gastropoda; Physidae
Product: glutamate receptor 3
Biological process (GO): monoatomic ion transport
Cellular component (GO): membrane
Molecular function (GO): signaling receptor activity; ligand-gated monoatomic ion channel activity
Source: RefSeq, a predicted model, not a curated record